Molecule: messenger RNA, 2370 nt
Organism: Ceutorhynchus assimilis (cabbage seed weevil)
Lineage: Eukaryota; Metazoa; Arthropoda; Insecta; Coleoptera; Curculionidae
Source: the annotation of a GenBank genome assembly
GAAAUAGCUUUAUUUCUUUACAGUUUCGAUGUACGAGGGAGAGCUUUUAACAAAGCUUUGCAAUGGUCAGACCCGAACAUAUUUGGACCGAGAGCUUAUUUUGUAACAGUAUCCAAACCUGCUGCACUAACUUUGGAUGGAGUGACUUUAGAUGACGAAGGCAUUUAUAGGUGCAGAGUGGACUUCAAAACAUCACCAACAAGAAAUUUUGCUAUCAAUUUAACAGUGAUAGUUCCCCCUCAUCAACUGUUGCUAUACGAUAAGAUGGGACGUGACGUUACUGGAGUUGUCGGUCCUCUGGAAGAAGGUUCCGACUUGGUUCUUACCUGUGAAGUGAGAGGAGGUAGUCCUAGUCCUACAGUUUCCUGGUUUGUAAACGAUCGCUUAGUCGAAGGCCAACUUGAAGCUAUCACAAAAACUAACGUCAUUGUCAAUAGAUUGGAAAUCAAGCAAGUGACUAGAGAUAAGCUCAAUUCGACAUUUAAAUGCCAAGCCAGUAAUACCAAACUUAUGAUGCCGUCCGAACAAACUGUCAGAUUAGAGUUACUUUUACGGCCUCUUACUGUAGUAAUCCCAAUCAAACCAAGACAACUUGUAGCCAACGAAGAAGUAACAAUUCAUUGUGAAGUAACUGGAUCAAGACCAAAAGCUAUUAUAUCAUGGACUAGAGAUACACGACCGUUCAGACGAGGAAAAUUUCUCGAAGAAGGCACGAACGACUCGCUCGUCCUGAAUUCCGUGACGUUCGCACCUGUCCCCGAGGACGACGGCACCGUUUUAAAAUGCAUCGGCGAAAAUCCCAAGUUGCUGGGCUCGAGCCUAGAGGAUUCCUUUAAACUAAACGUCGUCUAUCCGCCGCAAGUGGUCCUCCAUUUAGGCAGCACCCUCAACGCGGAGGACAUAAAAGAAGGCGACGACGUUUAUUUUGAGUGCAACAUUAAGGCGAACCCCAAACAGCACAAAAUUACCUGGUAUCACAACGGACAUUCAGUGAGUCAAAACAUGUCUUCCGGAGUAAUCAUUAGUACUCACAGCUUGGUUCUUCAAAGCAUUACUAGAGGACAGUCUGGAAAUUAUACUUGUCUGGCAGCCAAUCCAAGAGGAGAAACCAUGAGUCCUAUAGUGGAACUGAAAGUACGAUAUGCUCCCGUGUGCAGAGAACCCGACAUAACAGUUAUAGGGGCCUCUCUGGACGAAACCCUCAAAGUCCACUGCGACGUAUCCGCUGAUCCUACCGACGUCACUUUUCUCUGGCAGUUCAAUAACUCCGGCGAAAGUUUCGACGCUCAACCGCCUCGCAGCGCCACUUCCAGUCGGAAUAUUAGCGAACUGACCUACACACCGAAAUCCCAAAAGGACUACGGGACGCUGACUUGUUGGGGCACCAACUCGAUCGGACGACAGGUGGAGCCUUGCGUAUUUCAGGUUGUUCCCGCAUCAAAGCCGUCACCAUUGACCAACUGUACAUUAAAAAGUGUCAACAAUCAAACGAUCGAAAUUGUAGACGUGGAAUGUAAGGCAGGCUACGAUGGAGGAUUGCCGCAAAAAUUCGUUUUGGAAGCGUUCGAUGCCCACACCAUGAGACUGCGGAUAAAUCAAACAGUAGGAGAUACUGAAUACCCCACUUUUCACUUGGACUUGGGAGACCUGUUGCCGUCUCCUCCAUCCUUACGAAUAAUCGUCUACUCAAUAAAUGCCAAAGGAAGAAGUGACAAACUUGUUUUGGACGAUAUCACGUUGAAUGAUGCAGAAAAAAGAACAGAUGGAAGUUCCAACAUGAGCCUGGUUCCUUUAGCCGGACUAUUAACUGGGGCGUUGCUUACCCUAGGAAUUGCUGUGCUAGUUAUAGUAGUGAUAGCUAUAAGAAGGAAACGUCACUGUGGUGGAGCCAAUCAUUGUCCACACCAUAUUACUUUGGAUGCAUCAAAACCCAAUUCGAAAUCAAGACAAGGAUCAAUGUUAGAAAUCAAUACUGGUGAUAAUCGCUAUGUGGUAGCAUAUACCCUCAAGCCAGCAGCAGACUGUUCGCCUUCAUACCCUUCGCAUGACAAUCCGACAGGAAUAUCCGAUUCUAAAAGACAACCAGAUAUUCUCAAUACCCCAAGAGUAUCAAAAAUUGAAACAGGUGGAGACUCAGUUACACCUCCAGAACUUCCCAGACCAACUGAUCUCUAUUCCCCCAUGGGAGAUUGUAGAGAUGCAAUUAAUAUAGAGUCGCCCACGUCAUUCACAAAGUUACAAGUAAUGACACAAAACCGUUACCUACUUGCUCAAACUGUCAACAGUGUACGAAUGGUAAAUUCAAACAGAACAUUCUUUGAGAAAGCCAAAAACUUUGAGAAAGGAGAAACAAUUAAACCAUUACAAUAG